Messenger RNA from Acanthosepion pharaonis, 2316 nucleotides. Lineage: Eukaryota; Metazoa; Mollusca; Cephalopoda; Sepiida; Sepiidae. The record is from the annotation of a GenBank genome assembly.
AUGGACAAGUUCAAGAAUGCAGUUGACUUGGUGUCAGUUGGUCUUGAUGUUGUCAAACUAUUCACAACAGCUGCUGCUAGUAUUAUGGAAGAAGAGCAGCAGACUCCGCAUCAGAAUCAAGGUGCUGACAACCAGGAAGCCAGUACAAUUGACAAGUUGAAGGAUACAGUUGAAAUGGUGUCAGCUGGUCUUGAUGUUGUCAAACUAUUCACAACAGCUGCUGCUAGUAUUAUGGAAGAAGAGCAGCAGACUCUGCAUCAGAAUCAAGGUGCUGACAACCAGGAAGCCAGUACAAUUGUAAUACUGUUAACAUCUAUCUAUCUAUCUAUCUAUCUAUCUAUCUAUCUAUCUACAUACAUACUCUUUCUAUUUUUUCAUUCCUCACAUCUCUUUUUCUUUCUCCUUCACUUUCUCUAUUUGUCCCAUUGUCUUUCUCUUCCUACAUUUAUCAUUUGUUGCAUUUUCUUUCUUUUUCUCUAUUUGUCCCAUUCUCUCUCUCCAUUUGUUGCACAGUCUUUCAAUUACUCAUUUAUCUAUUUCUUUUUCUUUAUUUGUCACUUUCUUUUGCUCAUUCUUUUGUCUCAUUCUUUUUCUCUUUCUUUAUUUGUCUCAUUCUUUUUCUCUUUCUGUAUUUGUCUCAUUCUUUUUCUCUUUCAUUAUUUGUCUCAUUCUUUUUCUCUUUCUGUAUUUGUCUCAUUCUUUUUCUCUUUCAUUAUUUGUCUCAUUCUUUUUCUCUUUCAUUAUUUGUAUCAUUCUUUUUCUCUUUCUUCAUUUGUAUCAUUCUUUUUCUCUUUCUGUAUUUGUUUCAUUCUUUUUUUUCUUUCUUUAUUUGUUUUCUCAUUCUUUUUUUGUCUAAUUUCUGUAUUUGUCUCAUUCUCUUUCAUUAUUUGUCUCAUUCUUUUUUUCAUUAUUUGUCUCAUUCUUUUUCUCUUUCAUUAUUUGUCUCAUUCUUUUUCUCUUUCAUUAUUUGUCUCAUUCUUUUUCUCUUUCAUUAUUUGUCUCAUUCUUUUACUCUUUCAUUAUUUGUCUCAUUCUUUUUCUCUUUCAUUAUUUGUCUCAUUCUUUUUCUCUUUCAUUAUUUGUCUCAUUCUUUUACUCUUUCUGUAUUUGUCUCAUUCUUUUUCUCUUUCAUUAUUUGUCUCAUUCUUUUUCUCUUUCAUUAUUUGUCUCAUUCUUUUUCUCUUUCUUUUAUUUGUCUCAUUCUUUUUUCUCUUUUUCAUUAUUUGUCUCAUUUUUUUUACUCUUUUCAUUAUUUUUCUCAUUUUUCUUUUCUCUUUCAUUAUUUUUUCUUUCAUUAUUUUUCAUUCUUUUUCUCUUUCAUUAUUUGUCUCAUUCUUUUUUUUCUUUUUCAUUCUUUUUCUCUUUCAUUUUUUCUCUUUCUUUUUUCUUUCAUUAUUUCUUCAUUUUACUCUUUUUAUUCUUCUCAUUCUUUAUCUUUCAUUAUUUUCUCAUUCUUUUCUCUUUCAUUAUUUGUCUCAUUCUUUUACUCUUUCAUUAUUUGUCUCAUUCUUUUUCUUUCAUUAUUUGUCUCAUUCUUUUCUCUUUCUUUAUUUGUCUCAUUCUUUUACUCUUUCUGUAUUUGUCUCAUUCUUUUUCUCUUUCAUUAUUUGUCUCAUUCUUUUUCUCUUUCAUUAUUUGUCUCAUUCUUUUUCUCUUUCAUUAUUUGUCUCAUUCUUUUACUCUUUCUGUAUUUGUCUCAUUCUUUUUCUCUUUCAUUCAUUUUUUUCUUUCUUUUUCUCAUUCUUUUUUUCUUUUCAUUUUUUUCAUUAUUUUUCUUUUUUUCAUUUUUUUUUCUUUUUCUCUUUCUUUUCUCAUUCUUUUUUUCUUUUCUUUCUGUAUUUGUCUCAUUCUUUUUUUCUUUUUUUUAUUUGUCUCAUUCUUUUUUCUUUUCAUUUUUGUCUUUUUCUUUUUCUUUCAUUAUUUGUCUUUUUUUUUUUUUUUCUCUUUCUUUAUUUUUUCAUUUUUUUUUUUUUUUUUUUAUUUGUCUCAUUCUUUUUUUUUCUUUUUUUUAUUUUUUUCUCAUUCUUUUUUUCUUUUCAUUAUUUUUCUCAUUCUUUUCUCUUUCUUUAUUUGUCUCAUUCUUUUUACUCUUUCUAUUUGUCUCAUUUUUUUUUUCAUUAUUUGUCUCAUUUUUUUCUCUUUCAUUUUUGUCUCAUUCUUUUUCUCUUUCAUUAUUUUUCAUUCUUUUUUUUUUUUCUUCAUUUUAAUUCAUUUCUUUUCAUUAUUUUUCAUUAUUUGUCUCAUUCUUUUUCUCUUUUUUUCUCUUUUUUAUUCUCUCAUUCUUUUUUUUCUCUUUCAUUUCUUUCUUUUUUUUAA